GGCAUUCCCAUUUUCAUCACACUCAACUAACUUUAGUUAUUGAGAGACAAACAAACAAAAAACAUAGGAAAGAGAGAGAGAUGGAAGGUUCUUGUCAUAACCGUUGCCAUUUCCGUAUUGUUUUUCUUAUUUUAGUAGCCUUCACUACUUCUUCAUUCAUGGAGUCAGUUUCGGCGGCAAGGCCAACCGCCGGAAAUACACAUACAGAGUUUAUAAGAACAUCUUGUAAGUCAACAACUUAUCCAAACCUCUGUUUCAGCUCAUUAUCAGGACAUGCAAGUGCCAUUGGAGCUUCGCCUCAAAUUAUGGCCCAUGAAUCCCUCACCGUCAGCCUCGUAACAGCCCUAUCGACAUCUGCCAUGAUGGUGAAGGUGGCACACGGCCAAGGCAUGACGCGGAGAGAGGUCGGCGCCAUGCGCGACUGUGUGGAGGAACUAAGUGACGCAGUCGCGGAACUGAGAAAAUCCUUGGGGGAAAUGAAGGAGCUGAGGGGCGAAGAUUUUGACCUUAAAAUGAAUGAUAUUCAAACUUGGGUGAGUGCUGCCUUGACGGAUGAGGAUACAUGCACUGAGGGGUUUGGUGGAAAAGUUAUGAACGGGAAAGUUAAGACUGUUGUAAGGGAAAAGAUUCUGGAAGUUGCACAUAUGACAAGCAAUGCCUUAGCUCUGAUCAACAGCUUUGCCGCUCUCCACGGCUAAAGCUAAAGGUCAAUUACAACGUAUAUAGCGUUAUACAGGACUCGAAUGCAAUCAGAAUAUGGUAUACUGAUUUCACAUAGCUGCCGAGACAAGCUAAGGGGGAGUUCAACUUGGGUAAACUCGGCCUCCCUUCUUUUCAGACUAAACAGAUCAAAAACUCUUUUAGCAUAGAUAGACAACUACAAAGACUUUAUCUUUUUGAUGUCCCUUAGGGAAGUGUAUAGUUUCUAUUUUAUUUUAUACUUUGGACCGUUUUCAUAAAAAAUUGGAAAUUUUUACUACUUUGCAAAAGCUAUAUCUCUACCAAACACCAAGAAAGAAAAGUUUUUCAGUUUGUACAAAAAAUGAAAACUACUGUAUUCCAGUGCUUUCAGAUUUUGCAAAAUCUGAAAAAGCUUUUUUGUUGGUGUAAGUUGGAAUGUAGUUUGCAAAUUCGAAGGAAAUGUCACUUUAACAGCACGGUCGGAUAUUCAAGCAACAGUGAAAAUCGUGACCCUUUUAACAUCGUAAGAACUCUAAACUGGUUUCUGGAGUACUAUUUGGUAGAGUUUUUUUAUAUAUUGUGAAUUAUUAAUUAUGUAGACUUAUAGUACUUUUUAUGUAGUUUUCAAAUAUAUAAUUUUAUUAUAAAAUACUCAAAAAAUCUAUUUUUGAAAUUAUAGUCAACAAAAGAGCUGUUUGAUUCUCCAAACAUGCCGACCCUCAUAUAAAUUCGGCGGAGGGAAUAGUAUUUUCUCAAGUGUUUAAGGCCAAAAAGGCACUUAUUAUGAACCGGAAAGAAUACUUUUUAACUAUUUUGAUUCCUUAACUAUUGUACUUUACACAAUCUCUAAGUAGGUAAAUUUUAUUUUAAAAACUUAAAGAACCUAUAUCUGAAUUCAUAGCAAAAACUUAAUUUAUUAAACUUUUUCAUCAAUGAGUGAGUAGUUGGGCUGCGCAACAAGGAGGGAGCGAGCUAAAAUUUAAAAAGAGGCAACACCAAUGAUUAGGAGCCUGUUUGAAUGGGCUUAUGCCUUUAAGCUGUUUGCACCUUAUAAGCUAAAAAAAAAUAAGUUGGGAUAGUCUAAUUUAUUUUUUUGGCUUAUAAGCUGUUUUCAGCUUAUAAGCUGUUUUAGAUAAGCUAAGUCAAAUGGGCCCAAUUAUUUUUUUGAGCUUAUUUUAAGCACAAAAUGACUUUAAGCUGGCCAGCCAAACACUCAAAAAAACUUAAAACAGUUUAUAAGCAACUUAUAAGCCAAUCCAAACGGGCUCUAGGUUUGCACGGUCCCAUCGAGUGAAACAAGUACGGAGCCGUUAUAUUCAUUCUCCUUCUGUCACAUGUAAGUCUGUCAACCGGUCCGAUUGGACCGGUUAAAACCGGUAACCGGACCGGUUAAAUCGGAACCGAUGGACCGAUUUACUGGGGUUUUUAUACCGGUCCGGUUUUUAAUUUUUGAGACCGGUUAAAAAAAAAAAUUAAAAUCUGCUGCGUGGACUGGACCGUUGGGCAACGGUCCAUUUUGCAAAAAUGGCCAUUGGGAACGGCUCCAAACGUCCCUUUUGGCCUCCCAAACCCCCCAAACUUUUUUUUUAUACACUUUAACCCAUCCCCCACCCCUAUAUAAACCCCUCUCCAUUUUUAAUUUUAAUCCAUACCAAUUCACUCUUCUCUUUCUCUCCAUUAUAGCUACUUUGCAACAAUUAGCCACUUUAAAUUUCUCUCAAUUAAAUAUUAUAAAGUUUUAUUCUAGUUUCAAUUAUUAAUUUUGCAAUUAUAUAAAAAAAAAUGUUGGUGGAGUUGGUGAUUUUGCAACAAUCCGGAGUAGCUCCAAAGCUUUGGUGGAUUUGCAAUUCUAGUCGCCUUCACUUUGGUGGAAAUUAGUCCGCCAAAUGUGGAUAUCAACCAACUAGAUGAUUUGGACGUCUUAGCAUGGUGGAAGAAAUACAAGACGAGUCAUCCGAUACUUUCAAGAAUGGCUCGAGAUAUCCUUACGGUUCAAAAAUCAACCGUGGCUUCGGAAAGUACAUUUAGUCAAGGAAGACAAUAAAUUGGAGACCAUAAACACUCAUUAUCUGGAUUUAGCUUGCAAGUACUAGUUUGCAUUCGCGAUUGGAUUAGAUCGGAGCGACGCAACCAAAACUCAGAAGCGGUGGAAGGCGAAGAGGAAGAGAUGGAAGAUUUGAUAGCAAAUGGAAUAGGCCAAAUGAAAGACUUUGAAGAUAUCUCAAUGACCGAAUAUGAUAUGGUGGAUAUUAGCCAAAUGAUUGACGCUUUUUUAUUUUAUUAUUCUACUACUUUUUUGCAACUCAUGUAUUAUUUUCAAGGUAAAAAAAAACUACAACUUGCAAAUAAAUGUUAUCCAUGAAUGAAUAAAAUAUACUAAGAAUAUACUUAUAA
Messenger RNA from Lycium barbarum (goji berry), 3075 nucleotides. RefSeq names its product 21 kDa protein-like. Gene Ontology annotation, biological process: negative regulation of catalytic activity. The transcript is spliced from 2 exons. The record is from RefSeq and is a predicted model, not a curated record. Lineage: Eukaryota; Viridiplantae; Streptophyta; Magnoliopsida; Solanales; Solanaceae. Bases 81 to 698 code for a protein of 205 amino acids. Gene Ontology annotation, molecular function: enzyme inhibitor activity.